Menidia menidia (Atlantic silverside) is the source of this 876-nucleotide messenger RNA. Lineage: Eukaryota; Metazoa; Chordata; Actinopteri; Atheriniformes; Atherinopsidae. The record is from the annotation of a GenBank genome assembly.
AUGGCUUUUCCUUUCAGGGGGAAGUUUGCUGUGGUCAGAAAGUGCGUGGAGAAAGGGACUGGUCACGAGUACGCCGCCAAGUUCAUGAGGAAGAGGCGGAAAGGGCAGGACUGCCGCACAGAGAUCAUCCACGAGAUCGCCGUGCUGGAGCUGGCCACGGCCAGCCCCCGCGUGGUCACCCUGCACCAGGUCUACGAGAUGGCCUCCGAGAUGGUGCUGGUCCUGGAGUUUGCUGCUGGGGGAGAGAUCUUCAACCAGUGCGUGUCUGAGCGGGAGGACGAGGCCUUCAGCCAGGAGGACGUGAAGAGGCUCAUGAGACAGAUCCUGGAGGGAGUCUCCUUCCUGCACCAAAACAAUAUAGUCCACCUGGACCUGAAGCCUCAAAACAUCCUGCUGACCAGCAGCUCUCCAGUUGGCGACAUCAAGAUUGUGGACUUUGGUCUUUCCAGGAGGGUCAGCAGCCACCAUGAGCUCAGAGAAAUUAUGGGAACCCCUGAGUUUGUGGCUCCGGAGAUCCUGAACUAUGAGCCCAUCAGCACAGCAACAGAUAUGUGGAGCAUCGGGGUUCUGGCCUACGUGAUGCUGACGGGCUUCUCCCCGUUCCUGGGGGAGGACAAGCAGGAGACCUUCCUGAACAUCUCGCAGCUGAACCUAAAAGCCCCCCCCACCCCCACCCCCUCCUGGGCUGUGGGCGGUCCUGGGGCCUCCACAGACCCCACAGAGGGGGUCCAGCAGACCCAGGACAGGGGUCAGGGGUCGCUGGACGGGAGCUCUUUUGAUUGGAUGCCUCUCCAGGAGCAGGCCUGGUCCAAACAGAAAAGCACGGGACGGGCGUGCGUGCGGGUCCUCGCGCGUCCGGGUUACGCAAACUGCUGA